Messenger RNA from Nomascus leucogenys (northern white-cheeked gibbon), 1478 nucleotides. It is a transcript of the gene MRPL58, whose product is annotated as mitochondrial ribosomal protein L58. Lineage: Eukaryota; Metazoa; Chordata; Mammalia; Primates; Hylobatidae. Gene Ontology annotation, molecular function: translation release factor activity. The record is from RefSeq and is a predicted model, not a curated record. Gene Ontology annotation, biological process: mitochondrial translational termination. Gene Ontology annotation, cellular component: mitochondrial large ribosomal subunit.
UUCAAAAAUACAUUCUUAGAGAAUUCAUUUUAUCAGUACUCAUGGGGUGCCCACGAUGUGCCAUGUUCUGGGUGCUGGGGAUACAGCAGUGAGCCGGUGCCCUCCUGGAGCUCACAUUCCGGCUAAGAGACAGCAAUUAGACAUUUAGGACUGAGUGAUUUUUGUAAAGGAAGAGAAAAAAGAUAAAUUAGAGCAGAGUAAAGAGCCUGGGAAGCGCGGGGCGGGAGAUGCCCCAGGCUGGCCUCGCUGAUGUUUGAAUUGGGCAGUGGGCGGUCCAGGCGGAGGGCACAGACUGAAAGGAGAGAAGUGGUGUUUCUGGGGGACACAAGAUCAGGGUACUCUUCCGGUAGCAGCUCGCUGUCUGGCCACCGUCUUCCCCAGCCAGCCAGACCUCCCGGAGGCGGCCGGCCAGGGAGCAUUGCCGGGACCCCAGCUUGCCGCCUCCCCUCGGCGGGCCCUAGAAACUGCGCGGAACCAAAGCUUGAAGGCCGCUUGAGUUUGCGGACCGCGGGGAGGAAGCGCCCGCCGGAAGCAGUCGCAAGACCCGAACAUGGCGGCCACCAGGUGCCUGCGCUGGGGCCUGAGCCGAGCCGGAGUCUGGCUGCUCCCACCGCCCGCACGGUGCCCACGCCGGGCGCUGCACAAGCAGAAAGACGGCACUGAGUUCAAGAGCAUCUACAGCCUGGACAAGCUCUACCCCGAAUCUCAGGGCUCGGACACCGCCUGGAGGGUCCCGUUAGGAGUCACCCAGCAGGUAAUACUUGACACUGUGUACAUUACAUUACAGGAUGGUGCAAAGCAAGCCGACAGUGACAUCCCUCUAGAUCGCUUGACAAUAUCUUAUUGUCGGAGUAGUGGUCCUGGGGGGCAGAAUGUGAACAAAGUGAAUUCCAAGGCAGAAGUCAGGUUCCAUUUGGCAACUGCCGACUGGAUCGCAGAGCCCGUGCGGCAGAAAAUAGCCAUCAUGCAUAAAAACAAGAUCAACAGGUUAGGAGAGUUGAUCCUCACCUCUGAGAGCAGCCGCUAUCAGUUCCGGAAUCUGGCAGAUUGCCUGCAGAAAAUUCGAGACAUGAUCGCUGAGGCCAGCCAGACACCCAAGGAGCCAACAAAAGAAGAUGUUAAACUUCAGAGAAUCAGGAUAGAAAACAUGAAUCGGGAAAGGCUGAGACAAAAGAGAAUUCAUUCUGCUGUAAAGACAAGCAGGAGGGUCGACAUGGACUGAAAUCACCCUCUGCAGCUGGGAGGGCUCUUCCGGGCGUCAGGGCAGCUGCAGCUGAGAGGACUUUCGCACCAUAAGGAGAUUUCCUCUUUUCUUUUUGGCUGUUAAUGCUUGUCUGUAACAUUGGAGCCAUCACAAGAAUAUUCAUUUGGAAUGAAGGUUGCAGGCGUUGGUUGCAAAAGUCUUUAUAGGCAGUCACCAUGUUGUCAAACCUUAAUAAUGCAUCUAAUGUAUUAGCCGCAAUAAAAUUCAAAACUCA